Messenger RNA from Saccharomyces paradoxus, 1407 nucleotides. RefSeq names its product U4/U6-U5 snRNP complex subunit PRP3 (gene PRP3). Lineage: Eukaryota; Fungi; Ascomycota; Saccharomycetes; Saccharomycetales; Saccharomycetaceae. The coding region runs from base 1 to 1407 and encodes 468 amino acids. The record is from RefSeq and is a predicted model, not a curated record. Gene Ontology annotation, biological process: mRNA splicing, via spliceosome. The transcript has a single exon. Gene Ontology annotation, cellular component: U4/U6 x U5 tri-snRNP complex.
AUGCCUCCACGGAAUACGUAUAAAAAAGUCAGUUCAAAACGUCAAUAUAACACACAUUAUGAGCCAAGUUUCUUACGGCGUGAAGAAACUACCAAUGAUGAAGGAGGGUUUCAGGGCCGUGGUUUGAAAACAGAGCUUCACUCAGCCUUAAAGUCUUCGAAUUUGAAUCUAAUCCGAAGAAACUAUCAAACUGGUGAAAAUCCGUAUCUAAGUGACCCACAUGAUCCAAGCUCGUCGAGUAGAAUUAAUAGGCGUUAUGAACGAGGUCUGAAGUUUUACAAAAAGGGAGAAAUCAGCAAGAGAAUUGCCGAAGAAAGAAUAUUACAAAAGCAUCAGAAGGAGAAAGAAUUUGAAAUAAAACUAAAACAGGAAGAAGACGAGAAGGAAAAAGAAAAAUUAAUCGAAUCAGGUGAUUUGCCCAACUUAAAAUUACAUGAGGAUAAGUUCGUACUAAAUUUGUCAAAGUUUGAAACAUACUAUAAUAAUAACCAUGGCUAUGAAUGGUGGGACACGGUUUAUUUGGAUGAGAAGGGUGAGGUGAUGGAAAAGUAUAACAUGAAGGGCACAUCGCCCGUCGAAGAAAAGCCAGCAGGCGAUGUUGAUGAACAAGACGAUGAUGAUGAUGAGCAUCCCUCUAUAAGAUAUGUAACACAUCCUUUGCCUGAAAAAAUUAACGAGGCGAAGGUAUCGACUAAAGCAUAUCUAACACAGCAUGAAAGGAAAAGAUUAAGGAGAAAUAGAAGGAAGAUGGUAAGAGAAGCACUGGAGGUGAAGAUUAAGUUAGGACUAUUACCUAAGCCUGAACCGAAAGUUAAACUAAGCAACAUGAUGAGUGUCUACGAGAAUGACCAAAACAUAACGGAUCCAACUGCUUGGGAAAAAGGAGUGAAAGACGAAGUAGAACUCAGGAAAAGAAAGCAUUUGGAAGAAAACGAAAGGAGACGCGAAGAGGCUAUUAAAAGAAGAAAAGAAGCAGUCAAUAUGAGCAAUGAAAAGCCAACAAUAUACUAUUGUAAGGUGUUCCAGUUUAAAAACUUGCAGAACCCAAAAAUAAGGUUUAAGUUGAAGAUGAACAGUAAAGAGUUAUCAUUGAAGGGUUUAUGCCUUCGCAUACGUGACGACGGGCCAGGAAUAAUCAUAGUUGUAGGUGACGAAAAAUCGUGCAAAUUUUAUGAAAAUUUGGUGAUGAAGAGGAUAAAAUGGAAUGAAGACUUCGAGUUGCGCACAAAUACUGGUAAUAUAAAGAUGGACAUGCAUAAUAAUUCGAUAGCGAAGAAGUGGGAAGGCUAUUUAAAAGAUUGUAAAUUUAAAGGCUGGUUUAUGAAAGUAUGCAAUGAUCAGGAUUCUUUAAUACGUACGCUGGGUCAGUUUGAUUCGGAGCAUUUUUACUCACCAGUUCAAACGUGA